Molecule: messenger RNA, 3776 nt
Organism: Prosopis cineraria
Lineage: Eukaryota; Viridiplantae; Streptophyta; Magnoliopsida; Fabales; Fabaceae
Exons: 3
Coding region: 193-3390 (1065 amino acids)
Molecular function (GO): protein binding; ADP binding
Source: RefSeq, a predicted model, not a curated record
GACAUCCAGAGGGUUGCAGCGCAGAUCGUUGAGGAGUGUGGUGGCCAUCUUCAUGACAUUGUCUAUGUAGCAGAGUUGUUGAAAGAUGUGGAAGACGUUCAAAUCUGGAACCAAGCAUUGCGAAAGCUACAUAAUUGGAUCCCAUCCUGCGAAGGGAUUGAACUUGAACAUGAUCUGCCAAGCCUGGUGCGGAUGAGGGAUUUAGUUCUCUUAAUCUUGAGUUGCCCCAUGAAGCUUGGCUAUGAACAUUAUAUGUGGCGUUGGAUCCAACGAGUUUCAAACUCAAGAGCCCAACAGGGUAACCUAGAAAGGCUCCGUCAUUGUCUGUCUGAAAGGCCACUGAGACAUGUGAAAGGGAUUAUACCAGAGGACAUAACAGAACAAAUAAUGAAUGGGGGUAGCAUAAUCUCCGAACAUGUGCCACCACCCAUCCUUGACUUAUCUUAUCGUCUUGCUGUUGACCAACUGGUUCAAUCUUUACUAGAUUCUUGUGACCACUUUCAGUGGAGAAUGCCUGUUGUGUGGUUCCUAACGAGAAAUGAUUUAGAAAAACGAACUGUUGUGGAAGACAUCAAAGCAAAUUUCCAACUUGGGGAGACAUUUGAGAUUCUCCAAAUCAUUAAUCUCGAUUGGAUCAAUGAAAAGUUUCGAUAUUUUGAAUAUCCAAAGUGGACGGAUGCGACUGCUCUUGUACAGCGUCGAAGAGAUGGUUGGGAUUUUGAAGUUCUAAAGCUUCCAGGGAAAGAUAAAAGUCACAGAAAGUUUAUGCUUCUAGUGGACGGGGAUGGUGACGAAAGAGUAGAUUUCCAAAAGGUGGAUAUUCCUUCGGAUAUAAGAUAUUCUAAAGAUGCUGUUGUAAUUAUAACAACAGGAUCAUCCACACUCCAAAAUGAUAAAUUGGCUUACAAGAUGGAUGCUAUAAUCAGGAUAGAGGAUCAUGUUUUGCCUUGGGAAGUCUUCUGCAAGAAUGUUGGCAAAGAGCUUGUAUACUCAUCAAGUGCCAUCCAGAGAGUAGCAGUACAGAUCGUUGAGGAGUGUGGUGGCCAUCUUCUUGCCAUUGUCUUCGCGGCAAAGUCGCUGAAACAUGUGGAAGAUGUUCAAAUCUGGGAGCAAACUCUGCAAAAGUUACGGUAUCGUAGCCCAUCAUACAAACUGAUUGCAUUUAAACAUGUGAGUGAAGUAUUAGUAAAUGCAUUCAUCAACAUCAUAUGGGAGGAUGAAAGAGAAAAGCCUCGCCUUAACCAAUGUUUAAAUGCCUUCAAAUUAAAAGCUAAGAUGAGUAAAGGUGAAUUGUUUGGCCGCUGGUUCUUUGAACAAUUAAUUGACAAUGAAAAAGAGGCAGAGCAUACCUUGAGGGAGCUUGUGGAGACUGCGAUUUUACAAGAAAUUGAAGAUAUUUUCGGACAAUAUAUCCUAUUGCCAGAAGAAUUGAAAAUUAUUUUAGAUGCGAUGUCAGAGAAAGAAUCACAUGAUAACUUGACAAGAGAACCAUCGGGAUUGACAGAGCCCCAAAAAAUUUGGAAUUCACAAAAAGCCGCCUCACAGUUUCUAAAAACUUUUCCUAUUAGAAGCCUAAACUUAUCCUACAGUGGCAUACAAAGCUUACCUGGUUUUUUUCUUGAGUUGGAUCAACUUCAAACAUUGUCUUUGACAGGGUGUAAGCAAUUCAAUCAACUGCUCCCAGAAAUUAAUCAAUUUCAUCAUAUUAAGCAGCUUGAUCUUGAUGGGACUUCAAUUAUGGAUCUUCCACAUUCUCUAAAUUGUCCUGGCUUGAGAAGAUUAUCGUUGGGAAACAACCUCAAUUUGAUGAAAAUACCACUCAAAUUUUUUGACCGCAUGCCUCAACUCCAAACUCUCGACUUGUCCCUUACUAGCAUACAUGAUCUUCCAGGAUCAUUUUAUAAUUUACAAGAACUUGAACACUUUUAUUUGAGAGAUUGUGAGCUUUUCCGAGAACUUUCUCCAAGUAUUGGUCAACUUACAAAUCUGAUCGAGCUUGACCUUCAUGGCACUCAAAUUACACAUUUGCCAGAUGCCAUUCGAAAGUUGAUCAAGUUAAAUACAUUAUCUCUCUCUUUUCUUGGAUUUAUUCAUGGUAGUGGUCAUGAGAAUCAAUCCAUGCCAUCCUCCAACUUUGCAACAAAUCUCAUCGAGCUUGAUCUUGGCACUCAAAUUACACUUUUGCCAGAUGACAUCGAAAAGUUGACCAAGUUAAAUACAUUAUCUCUCUCUCGUCUUGGAUUUCCUCAUGGUAGUGGUCGUGAGAAUCAAUCCAUGCCAUCCCCCAACAUUGCAAUGAUACCUUCUGAUGCUCUAUUGGGACUAAAAAAUUUAGUGGAAUUGUGCAUUGAUGUUAACUCAGAUAAUGAGUGGUGGCUCAAGAAUGUUCAACGUGUCCUUACAGAAAUUAAUACAUUAAGAGAGUUGAGAAAAUUGGACAUGUAUAUCCCAAGAGUAGUGGGAGUUAAAUAUCUUGAGCCUGUCUUACAAAAGCUUUCUUCUAAUUUUAGAUUCAUUGUGGGCCAUCAUAUGCCGAGAAUAAUAUCACGGGUAUUACCUGCUGUUGAAGAAAAGUUUGUAGCAAGUAAUGGCAGCUUAAGAUUUGUGAAUGGUGAGGAUUUUCCUAAUGAAGUAAUGCUCAUUCUUUCUAAAGCAUGGGCAUUUUUUUUGGACCGCCACAUGACCAUCAAGAAUCUAUCCCAAUUCAGGUGGAGCAAUCUGAACCAGCUACGAUUAUGCAUUUUGGCAGAGUGUAAUAAAUUGCAGAGCAUUGUAGAUGGAGAUGAAGACUUAGAGUCCUCCUUUGGUGAGCUGCAAUUCUUGACUAUAUUCUACAUGAAAAGUCUAACAAGCAUCAUUAAUAGGGAAACUCUUGGCAAUUGCACUUUUUGUAAGCUAAAGUUCUUAGCAUUGCACACUUGUACUGAGUUAACGACCAUCUUCACCAAAGACGUGCUUUAUAAUUUUUCUCACUUGGAGGAGCUUAUAGUUGAAGAUUGUCCCAAAGUAAGGAGCAUCAUCACUUGCCAAUCCUCAGGGGAGACAACAACAUCUAUCUUCCUGCCAAGAUUGAGAAAGUUAUCACUUCUCUUUGUACCUGAACUAGUUAGCAUUUCAAGUGGGGUGAGUUUUGGGAGAAACUUAGAGAGGAUAGGAUUUUAUUACUGUCCAAAACUCAAAAGCCUUUCCUCUAAGGAAUUGUUUAGCCAAAAGUUGAAACAUAUCGUGGGAGAAUCUGAAUGGUGGGGUGCACUCAAUUGGAGUGAGUGGGGACAACAAGAACCGCCUGAUAAAUUCAGUCACAUCUUUUUCGCAAUUGAUGAGGACCUUGAUAUCUUGACUCAAUUAACUACAUAUGAGGUGGAGGCUGUUGGGAGGACGAGACAGUGAUUCAGAAUUGGAACUGGAGGACUGAUCUUCCCGGAGUCUAGAGAUUUGAAGUUUGAGUUUGGAUGCCCUCAUUUAUAAGGCUGAAGCCAAGCAAGGAAAAAUGGUUUCGUUUACUCAGAUUUAUCACAAGAUCUGCAGCAUUGUUGUUGUUUGCUUUAAACUAGUUGCUUUGAUUAUUGGGUUUUGAUACUGAUUUAUUGUGUGUAUCUUGAAAGCAUGAACCAUUAUACUACUUUCUAUGUGGGAUUGGAUAUACAUGUGCAUGAUUGGGUUGCCCUUUAUUUCAUCACGAAGAAAACAAUAUUGUGUUCUGCUUCAACAGACGGAAAUCAAGUUUAUAAUGAACCAUUAUACUAUUUAUGCGAUUUUCAUACUUUAUAGGUAAA